Molecule: messenger RNA, 824 nt
Organism: Hevea brasiliensis (rubber tree)
Lineage: Eukaryota; Viridiplantae; Streptophyta; Magnoliopsida; Malpighiales; Euphorbiaceae
Product: heavy metal-associated isoprenylated plant protein 39
Exons: 3
Coding region: 162-566 (134 amino acids)
Molecular function (GO): metal ion binding
Source: RefSeq, a predicted model, not a curated record
ACUGCCACAGUCCCAUUUCUGUUCCUUUAAAAUCUGCCUCCUUACAACCCUUUUCCUACAACGCCUUUUUACCUUUUCCCUUAUUCUGCCUUUCGGCCUUCCCUGGCUUCUGUCUGCAGUUUUCUUUACAAGUUCAAGGGCGGAUCUCUCAACCUUCAAAUAUGAAGAAAGUAGUGUUGAAAUUGGAGAUUCACGGUGACAAGGAAAAGAAAAAAGCCAUGAAGAAAGUCUCUGGCCUUUCAGGCGUCGAAUCAAUCUCCCUGGACAUGAAGGACCAGAAAUUGACGAUAACAGGGGACGUUGAUCCAGUACAUGUAGUAGGAAAACUGAGAAAGCUCUGCCAUACAGAUAUAGUUUCUGUCGGACCAGCAAAAGAGCCUGAAAAAAAGAAGGAAGAGCCAAAGAAAGAGGAGCCGAAGAAGAAGGAAGAGCCCAAGAAAGAUGCAAAAGAAAAAGACGAAGUGGCUGAGCUCGUUAAGGCCUACAGGGCCUAUAAUCCUCACAUGACAACCUACUAUUAUGUUAGAAGUGCAGAAGAAGAUCCUAAUGCCUGUGUCAUUUGCUAGAUAGAUCUUUACAAGAGAGAGAGAGAGAGAGAGAGAGAGAGAGAGAGAGAGAGGAUAAGAAGAAGAAGAAGAACUACUUACAGAAGAAAUAACUGGAAGGAAAAAAAAAAUGAAAAUCAUGUCUUUAUUGGUUGGUCAUCUUAAAUUUGGAUCAUACUAGAAUCUAUAUAUGAUGAUACUUUCUGUACAGCAACUUCAUGCUUGUUGGUUUUGUGCUUUUGAUGUAUAAAAUUUUGGUGGUGCUAUGGUUUUUCAGUA